Molecule: messenger RNA, 258 nt
Organism: Acytostelium subglobosum LB1
Lineage: Eukaryota; Evosea; Eumycetozoa; Acytosteliales; Acytosteliaceae
Exons: 2
Coding region: 1-258 (85 amino acids)
Source: RefSeq, a predicted model, not a curated record
AUGAGCCAUAAUCAACAACAUAAUGGUGGAGGUCACCAACAACCACAAGCCCAACCAGAGUUAGUCGCCAGGAAAUGUUUCCAUUGUAAUGGUACCGGAUCAAAGGCAUGUUUCCAUUGUACAGGAACAGGUCGUGCCAAGUUCACAAAACAUCAAUGUGGAAUAUGUCGUGGAGCUGGAAAGGAUGAUUGUUUCCAUUGCAAAGGUACUGGUACACAGUAUUAUGAUCCCAAUGCCAAGUGUUGUACCAUUCUGUAG